AAGAUAGAAUACUUUUCAGUUUGACAUUCGAUAGAAAAUGAAAGAAACUGCAGCAAAUUUUGACUGUUCUUGCUGCAAGUUUCAUCCACACCCUUAUGGCUUAAAUUAGUGAUCCAACGAACUCCGACGAUGAGAAAAUGGACAAAGAUGCACUUGCAGCUCUGCUUUUUUUCAUCAUACUACUUUUGAUUCAAUCUAAACUCAGCACUGCUGCAGAUCCUAUCUACACAGAUUGUCCAAAUGGCCCAUCAACAAAAAACUAUUCUCUCAACACCCCAUUUGAAAACAACCUCAGGGUGAUUCUUCAGAACUUGACUUCCAGAACUCCAUUAACGGGUUUCUACAACACUUCUAUGGGAAAUAAUCCUGACAGAGUCCAUGGCCAGGCACUUUGCAGAGGAGAUACCGACGCCAAAACUUGCCAAUCUUGCAUCGACACCGCUGCCCGACGACUUCUGGAGACUUGCAAGAGCGUAAAUGCAAUUAUCUGGUAUGAAUCUUGCCAAGUCCGAUACUCUAUCCAAUCGUUUUUCUCCAUGCAAGUUUACACUGGAAAGUACGUCGAAUGGGAAACUCAAGGGAAAAAUAUAUCCAACCCAGAUCAUUUUAAUAAGAUUUUGACGUAUCUAAUGAGAAAUAUCACAAGUGAGGCUGCGUAUAAUUCAUCAAAGAGAAUGUUUGCAACUGGGGAAGUGAAAUUUUCUCAGGAAAAAAUAAUUCAUGGUCUUGUACAGUGUACUAGAGACAUUAAAGAAGCUGAUUGCCAUAGUUGUUUGAAUCAAGCUCUUGGUGAUCUUCGUGGGUGUUGCUAUGCGAGUCAAGGUGGAAUCAUUGUCAGUAGAAAUUGCAACGUGAGAUUUGAGCUGUAUAGCUUUUACAAUUCUUCUGGAAAUUUAUUGAAAUAUCCCACUUCAAAAGGGGAUAAAUGGAAACCGUGGGUGAUUGCUCUUGUUGUGAGUAUACCGACACUUGUACUCACAGUUCUCAUUGUCUCUUGCAUUGUGUAUCAGAAUCUUAAAGGAGGACAAGAAGAAGAUGAGAAAAAAAGCCAGCUUGCAUUAUUACAGGAACUGGCAAGUCCUAAAGGGAUCUCCAUGACACAAGCAUGUGAGUUGAUGAGUUCUGAAGAACUACCUUUCUUGGAUCUAUCAAUUAUAAGGGCAGCUGCAAACAACUUUGCAAAUGCAAAUAAACUUGGGCAAGGUGGGUUUGGCACUGUCUACAAGGGUGUGUUGCCUGAUGGGAAGGAAAUAGCUGUUAAAAGGUUGUCAAAGAAAUCAUGGCAAGGGUUUGAGGAGUUUAAGAAUGAAGUCAUAUUAAUUGCAAAACUUCAACACAGAAACCUUGUCAGGCUAGUUGGAUGUGGCAUUGAAGAAGAGGAGAAAGUGCUCAUUUAUGAGUUCAUGCCCAACAAGAGUCUUGAUUUCAUUAUUUUUGAUUCUGAAAGACGCAAACAACUUGAUUGGAAGACAUGUUUCAACAUUAUUGGAGGAAUUGCAAGAGGACUUCUUUAUCUCCAUGAAGAUUCCAGGCUUAAAAUCAUUCACAGGGACCUGAAGCCUAGCAAUGUAUUAUUGGACCAUGAAAUGGCUGCCAAGAUUUCAGAUUUUGGCAUGGCGAGAAUCUUUGACGAAAACCAGAAUACAGAAAAGACCAGAAGAGUUGCAGGAACAUAUGGAUACAUGUCUCCAGAGUAUGCAAUGGAGGGACUAUUCUCUGUAAAAUCUGAUGUUUUCAGUUUCGGAGUUAUAUUGCUAGAGAUUUUAAGUGGAAAGAAGAACAGUGGCUUUUACCAUACAGAGCUUGCCCCAACACUCUUAGCCUACGCAUGGCAGCUAUGGAGUGGAGGAAAAGGACAGGAAUUUAUAGAUCCUAUGUUGUUGGAAACAAGUCCGACAGAAGAAGUUGUAAGAUGCUUACAUAUUGGACUUUUAUGCAUACAAGAAGAUCCAGAAGACAGACCCACCAUGUCAUUUGUACUUGUACUGUUGGGAUUUAAAUCAGUUGAUCCUCCUGAGCCAAAACCACCAGCAUUUUCUUUAGGUAGAAUCGUUCAAGUUGAUAAGCCUCUGAUAGCUGAUCCUUCAAUGGAUCAGAUAAAUUCUGUUAUCUUCCCAAGAUGAACAUUGAUGAGAUUAAUGAUUUGUUGGUGUAACAGGACAGUGAAUCAAUUAUACUCUAAUGUUUUUCCUUUCAAAGAAUUUAAAGAAAACCUACGAAUCAAGUAAUACAGAGACUUCGAAAUCAAAGCAGCUGCAAGAAGUGUUUACUGAGAAAACUAGAUCAAUUCGACAGGAUGCCGAACUUGCAGAAUAUUAGUUAUUUGGGCACGAACCUUUCAAACUUCAAACUGGAAAACUAAGUAUUCCAAUUGACUAACUCCACAAGGAAAAAACAAAUAACUUUGGUAUUCAAAUUGGCAGGUGAAUCCUCAUGUCAGCUACCUAUGUCACAUCUUUGUUUUAACAAUAUCCAAUGCCAUUCAGUUUGAUAACUAAUCCCUUUGAAGAAUAAUUUGUUAUUAUGUAACUCAGACACGAAAGCUUUGUCCACCAAUGAGUUGAGAAUUUUAACUUAGUCAUCCAAUAAAUGCUGUGGUCCUGUGGAUGGCCUGCAUCAAUUAAACAACAAGUAGAUGAGUAUUUUAUUUAGAUUUUUCAGUUAUAUUUGGUGCCAUCAAUGAAAUUUACG
Messenger RNA from Manihot esculenta (cassava), 2691 nucleotides. RefSeq names its product cysteine-rich receptor-like protein kinase 15. The record is from RefSeq and is a predicted model, not a curated record. Bases 138 to 2123 code for a protein of 661 amino acids. The transcript has 7 exons. NCBI's taxonomy places the organism in Eukaryota, Viridiplantae, Streptophyta, Magnoliopsida, Malpighiales, Euphorbiaceae. Gene Ontology annotation, biological process: protein phosphorylation. Gene Ontology annotation, molecular function: protein kinase activity; ATP binding.